GCCAAUUUGCGCAGAAACACCCAAAUGGCGCUCCGUCAGGUGCAGCUGUAAGCCCCGCCCUCAGCCGUGCGAAGGAUGGUUGCCGACUAUAGCCUGGUCGGUGGAGCUCGCUAGCACCACAGGUUGUAUCAACGAACAAUGAGGGUGACCCACGCAAAGCACGGCUUCCUGCGUGUCUGCUUAUUGACCUGCUUCCUCCACCUGCUGUGCUCCACCUGCGUCGCGGGGCCCCCGGCGGCGGCCCGCCGCGCGCUGAGGCGCAGCCGGCGGAGCCACCGUGGCGCUCACCACCGGCCGCUGACGGACGAGCAGAAGGCCGACCAGAACCUGCAGUUCAUGCUCAGUUUGUACCGGAGCGCAGCCGAACCCGACGGCAGACCCAAACAGCACCGGAAGUUCGGCUCCAACACGGUCCGCCUCCUGAGACCCGCGGCGUCCUCCGUGCGCUCCCUGCCCGCUUCAGGAGAUCUGACCUACACCUUCACGGUACAAUACAAACUGGACACUCUUCCCUCAGAGCAGCUCAUCAGAGCUUCUUUUAUCCACCUGCGCUCCUCUUCCACACCCUCAGGCACCACCCAGGCAAUAGAGCCGCCCCGCUGUCGUGCUCAGAUCACCUCACUGGGCGCCAGCAGCCUGGUGACCCUGGAACCCCACCAGCGCUGGACGGAGACGGACAUAACGGCACAUGUCAGCGCUCACAUCCUGCAGGAAAGGGAUCAGGGGGAGCGGGGACGCCUCACCCUCACCGCCCAGUAUUGGUGUGCAGCUCCUGCUGGCGAGGAUUGGGGCCCUUCAUGGUGGUGGACCCCGAUUUGGGGUAGAAGGCGCUGGAGCGGCGAGCCUCAGCUGGAAGUACCCUCUCUUCUACUGUAUUUGGAGGAGGAGAGGGAGGUGAAGGAGUGGAUGGGGGAUUUGCUCGGCGCUGAGGGGGAAAACCUCAUGAAGCGAAUCGGGUGGUGGGGGCAGCCUUCCAUUCGCCACCGGCGUAGCUCCAAGGAGGUAUCCCCUCCAGAUGCCAAAAAUUCUUCGCUGGACGAGCUGAAAAACGAACUCGCCUCCUCUUUGGCCUCCUCCCCUGCGUCCAUCUUCGACAACCCCAACUACAGACGCAAAACGGACGUCCCAAAGAAUCGUUGCAAGUUGCACUCCUUCAACCUGGCGUUCAACGAGCUUGGCUUGGGUCAUUACUUCAUCGCUCCGCGAGUGUACAACCCUCGAUUCUGUCAGGGCGACUGCCCCAAGGUGCUCCACUAUGGCUACCACUCCCCCAACCACGCCAUCAUCCAGACCCUCAUCAAAGAGCUGGGCGUGGGCGACGUCCCUGCCCCAUCCUGCGUCCCCUACAAGUACAUGCCCAUGAGUGUGUUGGUGGUCUACAAGAAGAAGGUAGACUACAGGGAGCUGGAGGACAUGGUGGCAGAGUCCUGCACGUGUCGUUAAGGCUAAUGACUCCACUGCUGAGCACUUGAACCCAGGGAGAGUCCAAUGGGGCCGAGUGCGAUGAGCUCAAGACUGAAACAAGUUUCCAAUCACUGUUAAAGCACUUUAAAAGUAGUUUAUCUGUGCGCAUGUGUGUUUACCUCCUUUUUCUCUAGUGUCAUUUUAAACCUGAUUCCUGCUUCACAUCAUGGCUGAACCUGACCCAAAACAUAUAUUAUUGUAUUAAAGGAAAAAAAAAAAUCUGGAUGAUGUUGCAACAGUCCUGAAGGCCAUUUUCAUUUGUAGCAAAGAAAAAUACGAUGUUUACCAAUUGGAGGGGGAAUAUUUUAAUGGACAAGGCAUCCGCCAUGUUGGAUGUACCUACUGAGGUGUUGCUGUGUCACUUAGUUGCUUUCUCCUAACGGAACAUUUGCUGUUUGGAUGCAUUUAAAUCUCUUCUGAAGAAAACUGCUGCUGCUGGGAUGUCCCAGUGGAUGACGACUGAAUAUGGUGAUGAAGAGGUAUGAUGAUGAUGUGGAAUGCUAAAAGGGAAA
This is a messenger RNA of Cyprinodon variegatus (sheepshead minnow), 1976 nucleotides long. RefSeq names its product bone morphogenetic protein 15-like (gene bmp15). Lineage: Eukaryota; Metazoa; Chordata; Actinopteri; Cyprinodontiformes; Cyprinodontidae. Gene Ontology annotation, molecular function: cytokine activity; growth factor activity. The record is from RefSeq and is a predicted model, not a curated record. Gene Ontology annotation, cellular component: extracellular region. Bases 139 to 1443 code for a protein of 434 amino acids. Gene Ontology annotation, biological process: BMP signaling pathway; SMAD protein signal transduction. The transcript is spliced from 2 exons.